Molecule: messenger RNA, 500 nt
Organism: Saccoglossus kowalevskii
Lineage: Eukaryota; Metazoa; Hemichordata; Enteropneusta; Harrimaniidae
Source: RefSeq, a predicted model, not a curated record
CUGGCCUUAGGACUGCUUGCACCGUGCCGUCUUGUGAAAUCAUUGUAACCAUUCGAGUGACGUGCGCUAAUACAUAGACAACGACACUGAGAAAUUGAAAGAUUCGCCCAGCGACAAUAUGGAAGUUAAAAUUAUAUUAGUGUGCACAGCGAUAGCUGUCUUUGCCGCCAUCGUGUACGGAGAAGAGCCCAAAGACAUCCUCAAAGAUAUCGACGAAAAAGACAUGGAGGAUUUAUUCAAAGAGUGGGAAUUGUCCAGGGCGGAAGGAAAGCGACAGCCUAUGGCGAUGUGCGUCAACGACGACCGCUAUUGCGUCGGCUGGAAGCGCGACGAAGACAAACGUGACCCCGAACAGUGGAAGAAAAGGCACCUUAAGCUAAAAGGUCUCAACAUGCAAGACGCCUGGAAAAGAUCGGUACGCAGACGAUCGGCCCCUGCAGAAGAGUAAAACAAAAUGACAUUUAUUUUUCCUAGUGAAUAAACACAGUGGAUGUAUAUGU